AUGUCAAACUUCGCACCCUCGACCAUCGAGUUUCGCGCGCUACAAACGAAAACAGCUACCAUGGCCAGAAAUCCCAUCAUAUGUGUGGGCGCAGUAUAUAUCGACACCAUCCUGACUGUGCCGCACUUUCCCAUCGAAGAUGAGAAGCUCCGCGCAAGAGGGCUUUCACGGAGAAGGGGUGGCAACACAGCGAACAGCCUCGAGGUACUAUCGCAACUACAAAAUCAAGAUCCAACGAUAACGACUAAAACAUCUGGUGCUGCUGCCUUGCACCUGUUAGCCGUACUUCCAGAUGAGCACUCUGCCUCCGCAAAGUUUAUCUGCGAAUCCAUUCCGGGCGUGAAUACCGCCGGUGUGAGCUUGUUUCGACACGGAUACGAGGAAGCUGCAUCGAGCUACAUUAUCCAAAGCCAAGAGACGCGGUCGAGAACCAUUGUCAGUAUCAACCAACUACCCGAGAUGAAAUUUGAAGAGUUCAAGCAGCGGAUUGAAGCUUUUGCUUUGCCUCUGUCUGCAGAAGAAAAGGUAUGGGUUCACUUCGAAGGCCGCAUCCCAGAAGUCACGUACCCGUGUGCUGAGUUCCUGCGCGAUGCCCUUACAAGAUUCCGUAUCAGUGUCGAAUGUGAGAAGCCUGAGCGGAAGGAUAUAGCAAAGGUAGCCAGAUUCGCAGAUGUCGUCUUCUACUCGAAACUUUGGGCAGAGAAAAAUGGAUUUGGAGAUGCAAAGACGUUUCUUGAGGCACAGCGAGAAGGCACAAAAGAAGGGGCGAUACUAUGCUGUACUUGGGGUUCUGGUGGUGCUACCGCUUUGCAAAAGGGGGCUCAAGAGACGUGGGCUAAUGUAAAAGCGUGGCAUGUAUCUGGAGAAGAGCAGGCACAGGUUGUGGACACGAUUGGUGCCGGCGAUACAUUCAUUGCUGGUAUUUUGUUCUCAGUCAAUAACCAUGAUGAGUGGGACCUGCAGAAGAAACUAGAGUUCGCAAACGAGCUCGCGGGUCGCAAGGUCUUGCAGGAAGGGUUUAGUGAUUUGGGAAGGAAAAUGUGGGUAGCCAGAUAA
Molecule: messenger RNA, 1056 nt
Organism: Pyrenophora tritici-repentis Pt-1C-BFP
Lineage: Eukaryota; Fungi; Ascomycota; Dothideomycetes; Pleosporales; Pleosporaceae
Product: RbsK, Sugar kinase, ribokinase family
Molecular function (GO): kinase activity
Source: RefSeq, a predicted model, not a curated record